Molecule: messenger RNA, 930 nt
Organism: Anisakis simplex (herring worm)
Lineage: Eukaryota; Metazoa; Nematoda; Chromadorea; Rhabditida; Anisakidae
Source: the annotation of a GenBank genome assembly
AUGGCCGAAUCAGCGAUACCUUUGCCGGAUGAGCCGUCAACGAGUGCCAGUCGUCAGAAGAAUUUUAUCAAAACAUCAGAUGCUUCGGCGAUCAUGGAUCUCAAAGGGGAACUGUACAGGAAGAGAGCCGAGCAACGAAGUCGAGCUGAAGCGCGUAUGACACAAACUGCACCAAAAAGGAAUAUUCUACUGAUGACAAAGGAAGAAGAACGCCAAAAGCUGGAAGAAAGUAGCAAACGACAGAAACGAAUCGAAGAUUUGGAGAAGGGCUUGAGAGAAGAGGAAGAGGCCCGGUUGAAAGCGAAGAAAAUUUUAGAGGAGAAAAGUGAAAUUUAUAAUCGACUUUCGAGAGGUGAAAAACUUGCCUAUGAAGAUGGACAGUCUGUGGAAUUCAUGGUUGACUUUGAGGCGAAGAAACGUGAAGAAAAUGAACGGAGAGAAGAGGAGUUGAGACGUGAGAAGGAGGAAGCAGAGAAGAAUGAGGCGACUCAUUUUGUUGCGAAUGAAGAACAACGGGUUUAUGGUGUUUCACAUGUGCAGUUCUCGAUUAGUGAGCAGAAACGACAGCAGCAGAUGCAGGAGUUGUUGGAUUUGACCAAGAAAACAGAAGAGGAGAGGGAGAAACGUAAAAGGUUAUUGGAAGAGAGGAAAAGAGCAAAAUUGGAACGAUUGAAUGCAGUUCGAUUGAGGAAAGGUCUCGAGCCGUUACCGAUGCCGGAUGAGAAAGACGAAGAAGAGGAAGUGGUUGGACCAUUUUUGGAUAUUCCAAUGCCGAGUGAACCAGAACCGUCGAAGCACGACGAGAAGAUCGACCGGAUAGCUCAGCAAAAGAAGUACGGAGUUCGUGAAUGGGAUAAAGGCAAAGGUAUGAUACAUGAGAAAUUAUUCCUUGUGGAUGUUUCAUCGUAUAUAUCUGACUCGAAUUUUUGA